This is a messenger RNA of Merops nubicus (carmine bee-eater), 1453 nucleotides long. RefSeq names its product splA/ryanodine receptor domain and SOCS box containing 1 (gene SPSB1). The coding region runs from base 137 to 958 and encodes 273 amino acids. Gene Ontology annotation, biological process: proteasome-mediated ubiquitin-dependent protein catabolic process; intracellular signal transduction. Gene Ontology annotation, molecular function: protein binding. The record is from RefSeq and is a predicted model, not a curated record. Lineage: Eukaryota; Metazoa; Chordata; Aves; Coraciiformes; Meropidae. Gene Ontology annotation, cellular component: SCF ubiquitin ligase complex. The transcript is spliced from 2 exons.
GGCAGUACUGACCGGUGCACAUCUCCAGGAGGUCUCCUAGCAACCUGUGCUGUAGGGCUGAAUGCCAGCAGGAGCAGCCGGGUGAAUCGAUGAGCUUGCCUUGGGAGCCUAGAAAUAGGCAAAAUCAGAACACGCCAUGGGUCAGAAGGUCACAGGUGGGAUCAAGACUGUGGAUAUGAGAGACCCAGUGUACAGGCCACUGAAACAGGAACUCCAAGGACUCGACUACAGCAAACCCACACGUCUGGACUUGCUGCUGGACAUGCCCCCGGUGUCGUACGAGGUGCAGCUGCUGCAUUCGUGGAACAACGACGACCGCUCGCUGAACGUCUUUGUGAAGGAGGAUGACAAACUCAUAUUUCACCGGCAUCCGGUGGCCCAGAGUACAGACGCCAUCAGAGGCAAAGUGGGAUACACACGAGGACUGCACGUGUGGCAGAUCACGUGGGCGAUGAGGCAGCGAGGCACGCACGCCGUGGUGGGGGUGGCAACGGCAGAUGCCCCUCUGCACUCAGUGGGGUACACGACACUCGUGGGGAACAACCACGAAUCUUGGGGGUGGGACCUCGGGCGCAACAGACUGUACCACGAUGGCAAGAACCAGCCAAGCAAAACCUAUCCUGCCUUCCUAGAGCCAGAUGAGACUUUCAUUGUGCCGGACUCCUUCCUGGUGGUUCUGGACAUGGAUGAUGGGACACUGAGCUUCAUUGUAGAUGGGCAAUACAUGGGUGUUGCCUUCCGGGGCCUCAAAGGGAAGAAGCUGUAUCCAGUGGUGAGCGCCGUGUGGGGACACUGCGAGAUACGGAUGCGCUACUUGAAUGGGCUUGACCCUGAACCACUGCCUUUGAUGGACUUGUGUCGGCGAGCUGUGAGACUUGCUCUGGGCAAGGAAAGACUGAAUGAGAUCCCUACACUGCCACUGCCAGCCUCCCUCAAGAGUUACCUGCUCUACCAAUGACCUUCAUGUUCAAAGACAAAGUUGGAACCAAGACAAAAAUAUCAGAGCUGACCCACUGAGCAAUGGGUUCUCCACCCUCGUGUCAUCGCUACUGUUGGAACUCCUUGGCCAAAGUAUUCCUGCCACAGCUUAAGUCUCCAUGUGCCCUUCCUGGCAAGCUCUCGCAUAAUCCUUGUUUCACAACUGAUGUUGUUAUAUUCUUUAGAAGUCACUUCCCCAGCACACUCACAAAAGAAACACUUAUAGAAGGUCUGUGCUUCCCUGCUUCUCUGGAGAAAAGGCUGCACUGCAGCCUUUGGGUUGUAGGGCCUAGGAGUAAAUGAUUUUUCUGUACCAGCUAAAGGGGAAAAACAUAAUUUGGGGGAAGGGAAGGCAUUAGGAGUGGAAAUACUAAGAUGAAGUCCUAAGAAUGGAAAGGCACUGGGUGGCUAGCAGGGUUGGGAAGAGUCUGGAAUACCAGGAAGAAUUAAUUGCUGAAUUUCUAAAAACAGAAAA